Messenger RNA from Rhineura floridana, 473 nucleotides. It is a transcript of the gene MLN, whose product is annotated as motilin. The record is from RefSeq and is a predicted model, not a curated record. The transcript has 5 exons. Gene Ontology annotation, cellular component: extracellular region. Gene Ontology annotation, molecular function: hormone activity; motilin receptor binding. NCBI's taxonomy places the organism in Eukaryota, Metazoa, Chordata, Lepidosauria, Squamata, Rhineuridae. Bases 1 to 339 code for a protein of 112 amino acids.
AUGGGGUUAAUAAGGUGUGAGUCUCAGUCUUUCUAUGAGACUAUUUUUUAUUUUAUUUGCAUUUGUUUAGAGGAACGUGAAAACAAUGAGAAGAGAAAUGUCAGCCUGCCUCUCUGUGAGAAAGAGAAGAACCAGGCACAGAAGAAAUCUCUGACUUUGCAGCAGCGAUCAGACACAAGAGAUUUUCCUGAGCUUUCAGAAGAUGAAGGGCAAAUCAUCAAGUUGAUUGCUCCAGUAGAACUCGGAAUACAUCUGAACUCCAGACAGCUGGAAAAAUAUCAAAAUAUCCUGGAGGAACUCCUAACAGAGAUGUUACCCAAUACUCAGAAUGUUACUUGAUGUUCUCAGAUUUAGAAGACUAAAGUGAGACACUUCCUGCAAAUUAGCAAGAAGGCUAUUUAACAAAAAGGCUACCUGCAAGGCACUGCACAAAGAAAACUACUUAUGCAAGCUAAUAAAACAUGAAACUCAAA